Molecule: messenger RNA, 1089 nt
Organism: Guillardia theta CCMP2712
Lineage: Eukaryota; Cryptophyceae; Pyrenomonadales; Geminigeraceae
Exons: 8
Coding region: 1-1089 (362 amino acids)
Source: RefSeq, a predicted model, not a curated record
AUGAGGAUGAGCGAGGAGGAGAAGACGUCACAUCCGGAGUUACUGAGCAGCGAGGUGUCUGAAGGGCUGCUGCUGAAGCUGGAGGAUCUCGAAGCAAGGCUGACGAGGGACAUGGAGAGCAUGAGAUCACUUCUUGCAGGAGUGGCUGAGUACGAGAACCUUCUCCGAGAGCGGGCGAUGCUGGAAACAACCUUCACCGACUCCUCCAGGCUGCUGGAUCGCACUUCGAACUCGUACACUCUUCGGCGAUCGGAGGAGCGGUACAAGGCUCUGGUGCUCAAGAUCAUACCUGAGAGAAGGAAGGAGCUGCUAGAAGCGAUAGAGGAGUGGGAGAGGAGCAACGGGAAGGCGUUCUUGACGUGGGGACGAAGGUACCUUGACAGCCCAGAUGAAGUGAUACCAGCGGACGAGGAAGGUGUACGGGGACGAGGAGCAGAGCAGUCUCAGGUCCUGAAGCAGCAAGGAGAGAUAUCAGCGAUGCAGGACCAGGAGAGGCUGAUGAGACAAGAGCUGGGAGAGUCGGACUCCAAGAGCAGAGACGCGGCUAUCCACAAGCUGACAGUGAGGAUGAGAAGAAUGGAAGACAUGAUGAAGAGAUGUCAAGUCGGACAAGACUCGCCCAAGGCAGAGGAGAAAUCCAAGAGCAUGCCUGCGGAUGCGUUGGUGCUGAAGAAGGAUCAUAGCAAACUCCAAGAAUCGCUCAAGCUUGCCCAAGAAAAGAUUGUGACGUUGGAGGCCAAGCAAGGGAAGCUGAUAGAGCAGCUGGCGGAGCUCUCGCUCAAGCUGCAAGCCUCUGCUCCCUCUCCCUCUCCCUCUAUAUCCGCUGAGGCCAUCAACGCGCUCAGUGAGGAGCUCACAGAGAGGAUAGAGGAGUCUGCGGCGCGACGAGACAGCAGCCUGAUGAAGACGCUGGAGGAGGCGAUGCUCUCCUGCGUGUCGCGCGACGACGUGCGAGAGAGUCUGCUGCUGUAUGCCAGCAAGAAGGACCUCAAGGCGAGCGAGAGCAGGACCUGGGAGCGCAUCGCCAAGGAGCUCGCGGCAAAGCUCUCGAGCCACGAAGAAGCCAACCGUGUUGCCCUUGGUGAUUAG